AUGCCGAACGCACGACAGUGGAUGCUCAUCAUCACCGGAGGCCUCCUCCUCUGGUACAUGCUGAGCUCCCUCGCGGCCCGCCGCGAGCCCGAACCCUCACCCGGCCAUCAGGCGUUCCGGCAGCGCCUCGUCGCCGUCGGCGAUCUCCAUGGUGACAUAAGGAACACUAGGGCGGUUCUGCGCAUGGCCAAGCUCAUCGACGAGCACGACAAGUGGAUCGGUGGAUCCGACAUCCUCGUGCAGACGGGCGACAACAUUGACCGCGGAACGUAUGCCCUUGACAUCUACCGCCUUUUUGCGUCGCUCCGGGACCAGGCUUCUGAAGCGGGAGGGCAGCUGCACACGGUCCUGGGCAACCACGAGUUCAUGAACGCCAUCGGCGACUGGCGGUACGUCUCUAAGGCGGAUAUUGCCCAUUGGGGCGGCCAGAAGCAGCGACUCCACGACAUGAGCCUGGACGGGUGGCUCGGACAGGAGUGGUUGGCCAACUACACUACCACCGCACGCGUGUAUCUCGCGCCGUUCAAGGGCGCCCCUUCCCUCUCCUUCACUCAUGGCUCUCUUCGUCCAUCGUAUCCCGACCUCCUUCCCUAUCCCGACCGGAUCAACGAGCUCGGUGCAGGCCUCCUGUCGCGUGCGCUCACGCCACCCAUGGCCCCACCCCACCCCCCUAACCCAUAUCGUGGGUUGCCGGAGGGUACGACUGCUGCCGAAGCGGGUGUAUACGACGGCGGCGGCCCGCUGUGGUGGCGCGGCCUCGCAGACGAGCUUGAUGAGAAGACCGUCUGCGAGUGGGCGAAGGAGCUUAAAGAGAAGCUCGGUGUGCGCCGCAUCAUCGGCGGACACACGCCCGACUUUGAGCGCAUCGUCGACCGCUGUGGCGGUGACGUGAUCAUCAUCGACACUGGCAUCUCAUACGCAUACGGCGGGGUCCUGAGCGCCCUCGAGAUCAUCUACUCCCUCAGACCGGUGGACGGGGCUGGCGAGCUAUCCACCGGCGUCCACGCACUGCGUGAGGGCGAGCGAUACAUCGAGCGCGAGGAGGUGUAUGCUGUGUACCAGCGCGGGAAGAAGAAGAUUACGGUCAUCGAGCAGGAGAUGAUCAUCUAG
Molecule: messenger RNA, 1110 nt
Organism: Cutaneotrichosporon cavernicola
Lineage: Eukaryota; Fungi; Basidiomycota; Tremellomycetes; Trichosporonales; Trichosporonaceae
Exons: 2
Coding region: 1-1110 (369 amino acids)
Molecular function (GO): hydrolase activity
Source: RefSeq, a predicted model, not a curated record